GUUUGUCGGGGCAGUUUGCAGGGUUGCUGCUUGUAGGGGUCACAGAUAGUCCGAUUGAAUUUUGGUUCAGAAUGGACAAAAAGAGACGGAUCGGUCUGAGAAUAUGCGGUGCCGUUGUCUAGUGACUGUGCCGGCGGUGCCAUAGAGGAGGAGUGCGCGGGUCAGCGGCGGGACGACGGCCGCACCAUAAGAGAUGCCGUGAUGGCAAGAGAGGAGUCCCGCGGAAAGAGACCCUUCAAGCUAUGGGACGGGCGUCGUAGCGUGCGCAAGGGGCUGGUGGUGGGGAGCCUCGACGAGCUAGUGCAGCGCGGCCGAGACAAGCUCGGCGUGUCCGUGGGCGAGCCGGUGCGGGUGGUGUUGGAGAGCGACGGGACCCAGGUAGAGGACGCCGAGUACUUCCGCACCCUCCCGGCCAACACCGUCCUCCUGCUGCUGCGGCCGGGCGAGCGAUGGCUGCCCGCCGGCGUGGACGUCAUCCGUGCAGUAGCCAUCUCGGCGAUCCCGAAGAUCGUGUGCGAGACGAUCCACGCCCUGGAGCUGCACGACGAGACGCCCUCAUGGAAGAUAAUGGACAACAAGGGCCGCGUCACCGUCGUGCUGCACUGGGACCAGCGUUCGGGCGCGCAGCGCGCCCCCUCCGAGGCGUCGUCGCCCGCCCCCGGCAAGUUCUCGCCGAGCAAGCGACCGUCGCUCGUCGGCGGCGGCGGCGUCAAGAAGGAGACGCUGAUCAACGACGCGUACGUGCCGCAGCCGCGCUACCCCAGCCCCCAGAUCACUGUGAUAAACCACGACGACGUCAAGCCCGCGCACCGGCUGCCGAAGCAGGCCGGCUCGCUCGAGGGCGCCGCCAUCCACGUCCACACGCCGGAGUGCGCCCACCACGUGCACAUGCCGCGCGCCGGCAGCCCGCAGAGCAACGGCGCGAUCGAGUGCGACUUCCACUGCUGCGCCCUCCACGAGGAGGGACGUAAGAUCGCCGUGCACAAGAGCGUCGCCACGUCGCCGAUCCAGGACGCGCAGCAGCAGACCUCGCCGCAGCCACAGUCGAGACACGUGCGUUUUUUAGACGUUGAAGGUGGCGGCCGACAAGGCGGGCAGUCCGAACACGAGAGCUCCGAGAGCGAAACGGAGAACACCGUGAUGGAGGACGAGGCCGUCACCUCUGAAAAAUUCCUGCUGCUGAUCGACCAACUGAGCGUCGACCAGAAGAGACAUCUCACCAUCAAGGACAUCGGUAUCAUACUCGAGCGAUUGAAUUCGAAGAUACUCGACGUCGAACGGUUGGACAGGGAGAGCGAGAGCGACGACUGUUACAACUGGACGAUCAAAGCGACGAUUCGCGGCGACGUGCUGCGCGAAUUGGGCGUCAUCUACAACGGCAACUACUACGCGAUAUCCGAACAUCCCGGUUACAAGGAGGAGAACGAGGGCGUCAUCGAGGAGGCCGAAGAAGAAGAAGAGGAAGAAGACAGGCUGUGAGAACAGCUAUCGACUGCCAUACGAAAAUUGUCAUAUGCACAAAGCAGAAACUCUUCUAGUAAUAAGAAUGGUGCAAAAUAUUCACAUAUCGGAUGUGAACUUUGUAAACGUACGACCCGUACUGACUUGCAUGGUGCUCGAAUUUUCACCCGUGUAGCGAGCUGUGCGGUUCGAUUACUGCCAACAAAACAGUAUAAAGUAGAUAAAAUGAAACAAAUAUUAAAAAAAAUUAAUAAUAAUAAAUUAAUUAAUUCAUUCAUUCGAGUACACGAAAAGAGAAACCUUAAACCAAACCAUCUGCAAAAUCAGAACAAAAUGAUGAUUCGAUUAAAAAAUAGAAUGAUAAUUUACGGUUCAUACAAACCACCACCAUAUUUAAUUAGUUUAAUAGGGAUUGACAAUCGAUGCUCGAUCGGUGCGUUUCGAUUCGUUCGUUUAAACGAGUUUUUAAGUCACCGACGAUACUUAAAGAACAUGAAAAAAAAAUUUGUGUUUUGUAUAGGUAUCCUUGUUAAUCAUGUAAAACAAUUUAUAAAUAAUAAAACUAUUCGCUUAGAUGGUUGUUUGUAUAUUGUAUCGCGAGCACGCGGUUCGCGUCGCUGGACUCUCUUAUCAUCAUCAGUUAUUAGUUAAAAAUACUUGUAUACAUAAUAUUAUUAUUAUUAUUAUUAUUAUUACUCUAUCUCUCUCUAUUUAGUUUUUCGUUUGGAUGAUUUUUUGUUUUUUGUACGAGUAAAGCCAUAAAUAACGAACGACGGUAAUUUACGAAAAGUUCAGCUAGGAAAAAAUAAUAUUUAAACAACAACAACAAAAAAAAGAACAAAAAAAAACAAGAUGAAACGUCUCUCCAUUUUGCCACCGGGAUGGAAGCGGCUUUAGGUUCGGCCGCACCGGAGGGCCCAUCUAGAUUAUUAUUACUAUUAUUACGUAUAUUAUAAACGCUUUGUACUUUUUAUAAUUAAUUAUGUCAAGUGUAAGAGUACCUAGCCAAUUUAAAGUUAAUUAUUUUUAAGGAACAAUUAGCGAAAGGACAUUUAAAUAAUAGAUGAAAUUCACGAAAAUUCAUAAUUAUUUAUAUAAAGUAUUAAUAAUAUAAGCAUUAUAAUAAAAACGAGUUGUUUAGGGUUAUCGAGAUGUUUAUAAAUGGGUUCAACCGAUUGAUUGAUUGAUUGUACAUUGCUCAAUUGUCUCUUUUUGUUUUUGUAUUUAACCAUAAUGAACCACCACGGUCGGGAUGUUGUGAUAAGAAUAUAUAUAUGUAGGUAUAUAAAAAUAUAUAUAUAGUGUACAAUUAUAUAUAUUUGGCGGACGCAGAAGAGGUGACGAAAGCGGCAGAAACGACUGGGACACUUGGUGAUUUUUCAUGCGAAAUGAAAAGCAAACGUAGGUCUAUAUUAGAUAAAUUAAUUAUAAUAAUUGGAAUGGGGUUUUUCGCAGCGGUGGGAAGGAAAAAAAAAGUGUGGUUGAUGGUCGAUGGACGAGCCCCGUCCAGCGAACGACGUCGAGUCCAUCCUCUGCAAACAAAUGUUCUAAAGUCUACCAACCACUGCCACCUAAUCUUAACCGCGUGGAUCAGCUGGGCCGAGGAGGGGACGGCGGCGGGGCGGCGACCCGGGCCCCCAUCGAUCGUCACGAGUGCACCGUGUCUUGUGUUAUGUGAUGUUUGUUGCAAGUUGGUCAACUGCACUGCGAAAUCCGUGGACGGUCGCGCGGGGGGCGGCUCGGGAGCGGCCGGGUCGUUGACUCCUGCAGAGGGGAGGACCGGUGACGGCACACUGCCCUACUUCCGAGCGGAGGGGCGAACCUAUUCAUUCGGCCUCCGGUAUUAUUAUGCAAUACGUGAUAAUUUUCAUCACUACAACUUCCAUCACGAUGAACCGCCGGUAAUCGUCGUAUCGAGUGAAUUAUUUAUUAACGCGGCGGCGGGAUUCAACACCUUCACGCGUCAUAUUCUACGUUGUUUUUGCGUUUAGGGCCAUUGGCGAUUCUUCGGUCACUGUUUUAUACCGAAACGAUACUCUCACGAUUAUUCAUCGUUCUUCGUUUGUACAUUAUAUUGUUCUUCAAUCAUUGUUUUCUCGGAUAGGACGAUUAAUGUUAACUAGAUACAAUUCUAUGAUUAUUAUUAUUAUUAUUAUCAUUAAUAUUAUUAUUACUAUCAUUAUUAAUAUCAUUUCGAUUAUUCUGCAUUACUCAAAUAAACAAAUUAACGAACAAGUAGGUUUUAUUCAAUUUUAUAAUGUUCUUUGGUUUACAUUUAUAAAACGAAUAUGUAAUUUAUAUACUUAUAAAUUUAUAAGUCGAAAAAAAUAUAACAGUACAAAAACUAAAUGCAUCUUUCUGUACCACCGUUGUCACGAUGUCUUCUUCCCACGCGGUUUUUGACAUGCCACUCUCUGUCGUACGAGAAACGCUCGCAUUGCGUCCACUUGGUUUGGUUUCUUUGUUGGACGACGUUAGCUAGAACGCGUGUUCGACGCACUACGUAGAGGACCCACGUUGUGUUUGUCUAGAAGUACUUGGAUGCACCGACCUACGACACUCCCAAAUGUCUGACAGAUCGAGAUUGUAAAAACCUGUGCUAAGGACACGUGUUUCCGAGUGUGAUGGACGUGUGCGACGUCGCCUUCGUAUUAAAUGUUCCACUUAUCUACUUCGUGCACCGAACUAAUUAAUCAACGACGAGUGCGAAAAAGUGUUAGGCCUAAGAGUUCUCCGCGGAAUUUACUACUUUGCUAGCUAAGAUUUUGGAAAAAGGCGAAACACGAAAACUUUGUACAUGUUACACGUCGUCGAUUUUUUGCGAUUUUUUAAAAAUUGUGAUCUUUGUUUGUUUAAGAAAUGAUGAAAAAUCGUUGGACGUGCCCAAGAGUUUGUGUUGACGCCUGUGACAAUUUGUUCCUAAUUUGUCGAAUAUGUGCUAGAUUAGACGGCCUGGAAUAAAAAAAAAACUAACUAAAUAAAAAGACUGAAGACAUACUCGAGUUUCUUGUGGGACGUAUCUCGCAUAAGCGAAAACAGAAAAGAGUGAGCUGAGAUAAUUCAUUUUUCGAUUUAGCCUAUACGUUAAGACGACCAUCUCAAAAACUAUAAAGUGAGCUGCCUCAUCCUUUUCUUCUAAAUUCGGCCUAAAUGGCAGAACAAAAUUUAAAAAAUACCAAUAAAAUAAAUUCGCUCUUCUUUCUACAUCUUUUUUUCGUUUAUAAUAAUUUCAGUUUGAAGGAACUCUGUUUCGUGCCGCCCACGACCUUCCUGCCCGAUUUCCCCUAAAUUCCUCCAAUUAUUGUGUUAAAAAAACAUCGAUUUUCCUCCCCAUUAAAAUUCAAUCAUUUUCCCUACAUCAAUAUUCACCGACCUCACCUACAUUUUAUCGCAUACAGAAGAUGGAUCGCCCACCCUACCGCAAAAAUCAAACGUUCAUCCCUUAAGUCCUACACAUAUUUAUUUUAUUUUCAAACAUAAAAAAGCUUCCUUACCCACGAUCAAUAUCCAUUAUGUACAAUUUCAUCAAAACGUCCCACUUACCCACUUCCACUCUAAAAAAAAACCAAACAGUAACGAAUAAAAAAAAGUUAGAAAAACAAAAAGCAUUCAUAUUGGUCCCACGAAACAACACCAGUUAACGCCCACAAUGAGCUGAAAUGACACGACCUCUGUACUACUCGGAACGGACGCCCACAUUUAAAGCUCCAUUAAAUCACUGCGUAAAGAUCGGGUGCAUCCACAAUAUGCGGAUUAUAAAGGAGCUGCAAUUCAAUUCGGGUUACUGAAGAAGUAUCGAUUAGACGAAACGAGGGACGAUCAUAAUUACGAAAUAGCAAGCAGAGGUACGGGGGCCGGAAAAUGCACUUCAGCUUACGAUAACAUUUGGAGAGUGUUAAGUUUAAGAGGGUAGAAAGCCACGUUUCGGCUUAAAUUAAAACCGAUACUUUGUAGUCUAAAAGGGGCGAAGCGUUUUUUAGCAAAUGACUUGAAGGCCAAAAAAUAUGUAGCAUAUUUGUAAAUUUUUGUGCACUUCCAAGCAAGACGCCGUCUAAUUGUUCGUAACGAUUUUCAAAACCGCGAUUAAUUUUUUAGCUGGUAUUAAAAUUUGAAUGUAAAAAUCGUAAUGGUUGCGGAUGACGUUCCCUGUCGUCGGAAUAAAACAAAUUCGGCGAAAUUUUAUUCACGUAAGCCAUAAAACGGAAGUCUUCUGAGAAAAUCGGACAAUUUUAAACAAACGCCUCACUUCGAGACCACGAAAUAGCGGAAGAAGCUAUCUUUUUCUAACGCGAAAGCCUAAUUUUAAAGGAAAACGUGUACUAAGGUUGCCCGAUCUAGUUACCGCAUUCAGAAAGAAACCAACGAUUUUCUUACAUGUUAUCCGUAUUGUUAAUUUUUGACUGAUUUAUAAAUUUGU
Molecule: messenger RNA, 5878 nt
Organism: Zophobas morio
Lineage: Eukaryota; Metazoa; Arthropoda; Insecta; Coleoptera; Tenebrionidae
Gene: Drep2
Exons: 3
Coding region: 202-1479 (425 amino acids)
Biological process (GO): regulation of apoptotic process; apoptotic process
Source: RefSeq, a predicted model, not a curated record